Messenger RNA from Zingiber officinale, 1031 nucleotides. RefSeq names its product tetratricopeptide repeat protein 1-like. Lineage: Eukaryota; Viridiplantae; Streptophyta; Magnoliopsida; Zingiberales; Zingiberaceae. The transcript is spliced from 5 exons. Gene Ontology annotation, molecular function: protein binding. The record is from RefSeq and is a predicted model, not a curated record. The coding region runs from base 139 to 813 and encodes 224 amino acids.
UCCUGAGCUUUUUCUCGAAGCGUCUACAAAAUCGUUGAAGUCUCCUCCUCUUGAUCCUCGUCUCCUGAUCGGUGAUCGCAUCGGCAGAACCCGUUUCAAAUCAUCGAUUCGGUUCCUAUUUGCCCAGCGGGAGGAAACAUGGUUGUGAUCGAGCAAGAAUCUGAGACCCAGAAAGUCCCUGCCAACGCCUCGCCUGGCGAGGAUCCGGCGCAAGGGGAAAACGGCAGCGAUGAGGAGUCCUUUGAGGACGCCCUUACGGAUGAGCAGUUGAGGGAGAAAGCUCUUAAGCAAGCAAAUGAUGCAAAGGAAGAAGGGAACAAACUCUUUAGGGUUGGGCAAUAUGAGGAUGCACUCUUGCAGUAUGAGAUUGCUUUGCAAAUUGCUUCUGAGCUACCUUCAUCUGCAGAUGUUUGCUCUAUGUCUCAUGGAAACCGAGCAGCAUGUUUCAUGAAAUUGAACCGAUACAAGGAUGCUGUAACAGAGUGCACAAAGGCACUUGAACUGGAUCCAUCAUAUGUAAAGGCACUAGUUAGAAGAUCAGAGGCUCAUGAAAAACUCGAAAACUAUGAGGAGGCCAUUGCUGAUUUGAAAAAGGUAUGUGAAUUGGAUCCUACAAAUAACCAAGCUAGAAAUAGUAUAAGGCGGUUAGAACCAAUUGCUGCAGAGAAAAGGGAGAAAAUGAAAGAAGAAAUGAUAGGAAAGUUGAAAGAGAUGGGAAAUUCUUUGCUGGGUCGUUUUGGGAUGAGUCUGGACAACUUCAAAGCUGUUAAAGAUCCAAAAACCGGUGCCCAUUCCAUCUCUUUUCAGCAGUAGGCCACUCCAAACCAUGGUGUGAAGAUCUGAGAGCAUAUUAUUUAAACAGUUGAUGAACAUUAAAACUGGAGCAGCUUUUUCAUUCUGUUAGCAAGGACAAACUUUUGCUCAGUUAGAGGUUUCUCAUGUUUCCAUUAAAUUUGAAAAAAAAAAUCCUGGAACUUAAUGUGAUAUCUCUAUCGUGAGAUCAAAUUAAAAAUGUGGAUUAUUGUGGAAUA